This is a messenger RNA of Cladophialophora psammophila CBS 110553, 921 nucleotides long. RefSeq lists its product as uncharacterized. The transcript has 3 exons. Gene Ontology annotation, cellular component: mitochondrial matrix. The record is from RefSeq and is a predicted model, not a curated record. Gene Ontology annotation, biological process: cytosolic ribosome assembly. The coding region runs from base 1 to 921 and encodes 306 amino acids. Lineage: Eukaryota; Fungi; Ascomycota; Eurotiomycetes; Chaetothyriales; Herpotrichiellaceae.
AUGCUUUCAAUAAGGAUGCUUAGCCGGGCAUUGCCCAAAAGCUUCCUGCGCCAACCCGCAACCCGCUCCGUGUCGUCCAUCACGAGAUUCGCAACUCGUCGGCCGCAAUGGCAAUCGGCGAUGAAACCAUCUUAUCCCGCAUUCUCAACCUCGAUUGCCCGAAGAGAAUCAGCUGGCCAGUCGGAUGAGGCCCUGGUCGCAAAACUUAACAAUGAACGAAUGCUCGAGCUCCAAUCACAGAGCGAUGACAGACUGGCCGCCAUCAAUGAAUUCCUCGAGAACAGCCCUUUCAAGGUCCAAGACAAACCUGGCUCACAUGAGAUUCUCCUAACGAGAGAUUUUGGCAACGAAAAGAUCAAGAUCCAAUUGAGCGUCUCUGACCUUUCCGAGUACCCAGCCGAAGAUGAAUUCGAUGCCCUGGAUGAAGAUGGCGCUCUCUCAGACGAACCGGACUUUGAGGUGCGAAAGAGAGGUAUCAAUCAACCUGGUGCCAAAGGCGGAAAAAUCGACGUCAUGCCUGAGGACAGCAUUGCGCCGGCCGACAGAGCUGAGGGAGGAGAAGAAGCCGACGACGUGGCCAAUGUCACGCCUGCAUACCCUGCUCAUAUGACCAUUACAAUAACCAAACCCGGCAACAAGGCCAUCGAGAUUCGAGCUGUUGCCCAAGAUGGUACCAUUGAGAUCGAAAACGUCUCCUUCUUCCCCAAAGACUCCCUCCUCGAGGCACAGAAUACCAAAGACGCGUCAGAAGCGCGCAGCCUUUACGCAGGUCCGCCCGUGGAGGAUCUGGAUCCCGAACUCCAGCAGAUGCUCCACCAGUAUCUGGAAGAGAGGGGGAUUGAUGAGGAACUGGCCAGCUUCCUGCCAGAGUACCUCGACUACAAGGAACAGAAAGAAUACGUCAAGUGGCUUGAAGGUUAG